Scomber japonicus (chub mackerel) is the source of this 895-nucleotide messenger RNA. It is a transcript of the gene gatd3l, whose product is annotated as glutamine amidotransferase class 1 domain containing 3, like. The coding region runs from base 86 to 895 and encodes 269 amino acids. The transcript has 7 exons. The record is from RefSeq and is a predicted model, not a curated record. Lineage: Eukaryota; Metazoa; Chordata; Actinopteri; Scombriformes; Scombridae. Gene Ontology annotation, cellular component: mitochondrion.
AUCAAAAUUAUAGCUGUUCUUCACAGACGCUGUGACAUAAAGUCAGAUCUUUUUGUUAUAAACACUCAGAUUGAAGCUAAAAAUCAUGCUGGCCACCAGGACUUUGCUGUCAAAGCAAACGCUGACUGUUCUUUCUCGUCAGCCUGCCUGCUUUGUUCACCAUGGUGACCAUGGCAACUGGGGAAAUACUAAUAUUGCAGUGGUUUUCUCAGGAUGUGGCUGGUGGGAUGGGACUGAUGUCCAUGAGGGAGUAUACACCAUGUACCACCUGAGCCGUAAUGGUGCUCGCUUCCAGAUGUUUGCUCCAAAUCAGCAGCAGAUGCAUGUGAUGGACCACAUGAAAAAGCAACCUGCCACUGGGGAGAACCGGAACAUGAUGAUUGAAUCGGCUCGCUUCAGUCAUAAUCAAGGAAACAUGCAAAUGCAAGACCUGUCCAAGCUGGAUGUCAACAGUUUUGAUGCUGUCAUCUUUCCUGGUGGCAACGGCGUCACUAAGAAUCUAUCCUCUUUCGUGAAGGAUGGCAAAGACUGCAAAUUGCAUAGUGAUGUGGAAAGAGUGCUUAAAGAUUUCCAUCGUACUCGCAAGCCUAUUGGACUGGCCAGCAUGGCUUCUAUGCUGGCCUGCCGUGUGCUGCCGGGCAUCGAGGUCACCAUGGGCUAUGAACGUGAUGAGAACACUCGCUGGGGGAACUGGCCACACACGAACAUGGUGCAAGCUAUAAAGAGCAUGGGUGCACGCCACACUGGCCGUGAGCCAUACGAAGCCUAUGUAGACGAGAAGAACAAAGUGGUCAGUACCCCUUCCUUCAUGUGGGAGACAGACUAUCACUACCACUACAUUUUUGAUGGCAUUGGAAAUAUGGUCAAACAUGUCAUGCGCAUGUCAACAAAGUAA